Drosophila subobscura is the source of this 4793-nucleotide messenger RNA. It is a transcript of the gene SKIP, whose product is annotated as sterile alpha motif domain-containing protein 5. The record is from RefSeq and is a predicted model, not a curated record. Gene Ontology annotation, molecular function: protein binding. The coding region runs from base 1352 to 4654 and encodes 1100 amino acids. The transcript is spliced from 18 exons. Lineage: Eukaryota; Metazoa; Arthropoda; Insecta; Diptera; Drosophilidae.
CAAUCUUUCAAUUUUCGUGCGUGCGGAGCAGAAUCCGCGUUGAUAAAAUUUAACCCAAGCACGUACGGCGCGUAUUUGUGUACCGUUUGAAUCGAAUAAUUUGCAGAAUGUAUUAUUGCAAGCUUUUUAUUUAAUUCUCCACAAGUAACAGUAUUCGGUUUAAAGUAAAAUUACAAUUUUUUUGCCUCGUUCUAACGGUUAUUUCGCGAGAACGCAGCAAAAGCCGGUAAAUGGACAAUUAAAACGAAAUAAUACUGUAUGCAGGAAAAGAAACCGUUUUAGAAAUUGUGAUAAGAAUUUGUUGAUUUUCCUGUAAAUAUCGCGCUGCAACGUGGGUGGCCAUUAUCAUAAUAGAUAAUAACAAAAACGAACGCUGCCGGCUGCAAUUAUGAAAAGGUAGAAGGGGCAACAACAAAAGGGAGGAGCAGCUGGAAGCUGGAAGAUUUUGUUGCAUUGUUGUUUGCAUGUCCCAUGUUCCCCCCCAGAGGUCGUUGGCGCUAAGGUCACGCAGAACCCAGCCCAGUGCAAGUGACAAAAACGAAAAAAACAACAACCAAAAGGAGAACAAGCAGAGUUUUCUUAAUUCUCCCACCCACGCUUAAAACAACAACAGCAAAAACAACGUGUGUGUGUGUCGCCGCAUGGCUCAGGCAAACGGUUAAUCUUCAUGUGUGUGUGCGUGCCUGCUGUGUCGGUGUGUGAUUUUGUGUGCUGCCCCGCUCUCUCCCGCGCAAUUUUGUAAGGAACGAAAAUCGAAAAUGACAACCAGCAGCAAUGCGGCGGUGGAGAGACAGCAAAAUGUGAGGAGCGUCAGCCGUAACAGCGAAGAGUGCCGCUGAUGGCCGCUAGAAAUGUGCGUUCUAAAUUUUUACGAGUGUACGCAGAGCAUUGAAUUUUAACGAGUGUACAUCGUAGAUGUCGGUGAAGGAGGAGCGUGAUGUGCGGAUGGCAGGCAGCAGCAGCAGCAGCAGCAAUUUAAAACAAUUCAGGCAGGAAAAUAAUGCUUAAAGUAACGCAAAGGAAAUUGCAUGCUUAGCCAUAGAAAAAUAACUGAAAAAAAACAGUAACAACAAAGAAAAAAGGAAAGAAAGCAAAGCAAAGCUGUGUGGCAGAAGAGGGUUGGUUGGAACACCUCCUUGUAAGGAGCACGUGACACACACGACGCCAUUUUGUAACGGUAAUUGGCAGACGGCACACGUGAACUGAAGAACAACUAAACGUCCGCUAACACGCCCCACAACAACAACAACAACAACAGCAACACCACCCCCUCCACCAUUACGAGCAACAACAACAGAAUCAUCAUCAUCAUCGCCUCCUCAUCAUCAUCAUCAUCAUCAUCAUCAGGACGAUGGCCGUUAGCAACAUUGUCUGCGAAUGGCUACGUGCCUUGGGCCUGGCCCAAUAUGCCGAAAGUUUCCUCGACAAUGGCUAUGAUGACCUGGAGAUAUGCAAACAGGUCGGUGAUCCCGAUCUGGAUGCCAUCGGCGUUGAGAAUCCUUCCCAUCGACACAAGCUCCUGAAGAGCAUACGCUCGCUGCGGGAGAAGGGCGCCGCCUCGGUAUACUUUAUGCUCAACGAUCCGAACUCAUUGUCGGGCAGCAUGGAGAUACUCUGUGAAACGCCGCCCAGUAACGACCUGGAGAUGGUGCUGGGCGAACAGCUGGAGACGGACGGAGUGCGUCUGACAGCGCAUCCAUAUUCAACACCGGAUGGACAACGCGGCCAUUUAGAGGGCCUGGCAUCCGUCUAUUGUGAGUUGUUAAUGGCUCCCUUUGGAGAUAUUUUAAGUGCUUUAGAGAGUGCCAGGCAGGCGGCCUGGGCGGAUCACAGUCCGCUCCACAAUGCCAACAGCGGCGGCGGCAGCGGUGCUGGCGGCAGUGGCAGUGGCACCGCCAGCGGCGCCAGUGGUGCCAGCGGCAGUGGUGGCAGCAACCGUAGCGGCAUCGGCAGCGGCGGCGGACUCCAUCACCGUCAGAAGCACGGCCAUCGGGGGCAUUCAAUGCACGGCGCCGGCCUGCCCAAUAGUCAUAGUCAGCCUAUUUAUGUGCCCGGAAAGUAUUCGCCCUCCAGCUGCUUGUCCGACAAGGAGGAGGACGAAAUCUAUGGCUUUGGCUAUGGCGUGUUUGCACCGCGUGUGGCACGCGGCGGCCUGACGCAACAGCAGCAGCUGCUGCAACAGCAAACUCUGCAGACGCAACAGAGCAUACAGCAGCAGCAGCAGAUGCAGCAGCAACUGCAACAACAGCAGCAGCAACAGCAAUUACCCAACGUGCCAGGACAACAGCAGGCGGGAGGACCCGGCGGCGGACAGGGUGGAGUAGGACCGCAACAUCAUCAGACACUGCCACCGAAUGUAGCCCAUCUGAAUUUUGUGCAACAAAACUGCCUGAGUCCGCGCUCUGCAUAUUUCUAUGAAUUUCCACCGACAGCUGAGGGACGCGAGACAAAGAAACGCACCACAUUGGCCCGACUGCUGAAAGGCUUGAAAACUGUCAAUCGACGGGAUCGCAACAAUCAACAAAAUGGCGCACAGGCCAGGGCCGCCAACGAUCGUCUGAGGCACUUUCAAAUGAUAAACGGCGGUGCGGGCGGACAGCAGCACAGUUUCGAAGAGACAAUCCAUAGGUUGAAAGUACAAGAGGCCAUGAGGAAAAAGGAAAAAUUUCAACGUGAGCACGAGGAGAUUCUGCGUGACAUACGUCAGGGUCUGUUGCAAAUGAGUCGCGGCGAGGGACGUAUGGUCUAUCCCUUUGCAGACGACACCUACAUGUACGACGAGGCGCUCAGAACUGGGGCAGGCGUAGGCGUGGGCGUGGGCAUGGGCGGAGGCAUGGGCGGCAUUCCAGGCGGGGCCCACUAUGCGGUGAGUGCGCUGCACCAUCAAGGUCAUUGGUACGACGAGCCGCCCUACGAAAGCGAUCCCGAUGACUUCCUGAUGGCCGGCCUCAAUUGCGGACCCGCUGCCACCAUUCAGGGUGGCCGUGUACGGUUCUCGAACAACCGCGAGAGCACGGGCGUAAUUUCAUUAAGAUCCGCCGGAGAUAUUUCACUACCGCAACGAGGGCCGCCGCGUCGAGGUCUUAUCGUGCCCCAACAGCCGCCAAAUCCACCGACAAUAAUACCCUUAACGCAUGCCAGAUCCCAUGAUCGUGAGAGCGGCGACUAUGCGGGCUCCAUCUCAGAUCUACAAAGUGUUACCUCCAGGCUCAGUGCUGUGUCGAUUGGCACCAACAAUUGCACGGCUCGAUAUCGAACGCUGAGCGGCGGCAUCGGGGAGUCACCCUCGUUGUCGCCCAGCCCCUCAUCGGAUUACGAGGACAUUGGGGCCACACGGAUGCACGGCCUGGCCCCCAGUCUGAUGGCCGCGAAGGCUAAAAAGAAUGGGCUGCCGCACGGCAAGGCGAACACGAUUUGCCAGAAGGCCACAGUGCAUCAUUCGAGCGAGAUGCGUAGCUCGCCAAAGGAAAUUGGCGCUUUUAAUGAGAAUGGACGGAACUUUGUUGCCACAAAGGAUACAUCGAGGGAUUUCAGCAACUCCCAAGACAAUACCGACCGUGGCAGCAUGAGCGAUCAGGCGUUUGCCUGUUCGGCCAGCUCCGUCGAAAGUUUGCCCAGCGCUUCCGGUUCGAGCACACAGGCUCUGGUGCGUCCCGGAAGUCCACACAGCUCCAUAUCGGCCGAGGAUCGCACAUCCAUGACGGUCCACAGCGGCAGCAUCUGCAAGGCCAAGGCCCUCGUGGACAGUCUGCCCAAUCCCUACGACAAGGAGGCGCUCAAAUUUAAGAAGGGAGAGCUCAUCGAUGUGCUGUCGAUGAAUGCCUCGGGCAUCUGGAAGGGUCGAUGCCACGGCCGCGUGGGACACUUCAAGUUCAUCAAUGUGGAAGUGCUGCCGGAGCAGCGCCUGAAGAACUCCAGCAGCAAGACCCUGGCCCCCAGCUCCCGGCUGGGCGGCAGCAACAGUGCCUGCAACAGCAAUGCGAACAGCAACAACGGUGGUCCCUGCUCCGUGGAGGAUCUGCUGGUGCGCAUCGGCCUCAAGGAGUACACGUCCGUGUUCGUGCUCAACGGGUACGAGGAUCUCGAGCUGUUCAAGGAGCUGGAACCCGCCGAUCUCGACUAUCUGGGCAUACUCAAUCAGGAGCAUCGGGCCAAGCUGCUGACGGCUGUGCAGCUGCUGCAUGACAUUGAAUCUACAAAUUUCACCCGUACAGGCUCCGACGUGGACAUAGCCGGCUCCAGCUCGGAGAACGAUGAGGCGCGGCUGAACAACAUCAAUAAGAAGCACGGCGCCUCGCCCUUUGGCCGGCGACACUUUCCGCGGGACUCGGGGUGCUACGAGGGCUCGCCGCUGCCCAGCAGCCAGACACCGACGCAGACGGUGAACUCGACGGACGAGUCGAACAGCCUGGACGAUGUGGUGACCAAGUGCUCCAGCGAGAUUAUGAAGCGCGUGGAGAGUGCGCGACGGUGCAAGGACAAUCCAUUCAAGGCCACGCUGCCGGGCGGCCGGGUGGGCAAGAAGUCAUUUCUCGGCGGUGGCGGACUUAUGGCUGACGAUACGCUCACACGUGGCGGACUCAGUGAGAAGUCGAGCGAUUCGGGCGUCAGCAGCAGUUCGCUAUCGUCGGGUCCGCUGAAGAGCAGCACUUAACAUUUGCCCACAAUCCUGGCCCACGAGCUGCUGCUCGGCGUGGGCGCCGGCAUGGGUCUGGGCCUGGGCCUGGGUCACAGUCACGGCCUGACCCACGGCGGCACCGGCGGCAGUGUGGGCGCCACAUCGCCCACCACAU